Messenger RNA from Leptosia nina, 1329 nucleotides. The record is from the annotation of a GenBank genome assembly. Lineage: Eukaryota; Metazoa; Arthropoda; Insecta; Lepidoptera; Pieridae.
AUGAUGACCGAAAACAGAAUAAGUUCAAGUAAUCACGUUGGAAACAAUAUGAAUAAUCAAAAAGGAGAUGUCGACAAAUCUGUUGAUGACAUUGGAUGGAAAUCAAAAUUAAAACUACCGCCUAAAGAUAGAAGAAUGAAAACCAGUGAUGUGACAGAUACAAGAGGUAAUGAGUUUGAGGAAUUUUGUUUAAAGAGAGAAAUCCUUAUGGGUAUAUUUGAAAAGGGUUGGGAGAAGCCGUCUCCAAUUCAAGAGGCUUCCAUACCCGUUGCUCUUAGUGGUAAGGAUGUUCUUGCAAGGGCCAAAAACGGCACUGGAAAGACAGGAGCCUAUUGUAUUCCAGUUAUUGAACAGGUUGACUCAAAAAAGGAUUGUAUUCAAGCUUUAAUUGUGGUACCAACUAGGGAACUAGCAUUACAAACAUCACAAAUCUGUAUUGAGUUAGCAAAACACACUGAUAUACGUGUUAUGGUCACUACAGGAGGCACAAACCUCAGAGAUGACAUUAUGCGUAUUUACCAAAAUGUCCAAGUUAUAAUUGCCACACCUGGGCGUAUUAUUGAUCUCAUGGAUAAACAAGUAGCCAAAAUGGACCAGUGCAGGAUGCUGGUUCUUGAUGAGGCUGACAAACUUCUUUCUCAAGACUUUAAAGGAAUGCUAGAUUUGGUUAUCUCUAGAUUACCGAAAGAACGCCAAAUCUUGCUAUUCUCAGCCACUUUUCCUUUAAGUGUAAAACAAUUUAUGGAGAAGCACCUCCAUGAACCAUAUGAAAUUAAUCUAAUGGAAGAGCUGACAUUGAAAGGAGUCACUCAGUACUAUGCUUUUGUACAGGAGAGACAAAAAGUACACUGCUUAAAUACGCUCUUUUCAAAGUUGCAGAUAAAUCAAUCCAUAAUAUUUUGCAAUUCAACCCAGCGUGUCGAAUUGCUGGCAAAGAAGAUCACAGAACUAGGCUACUGCUGCUACUACAUUCACGCGCGUAUGGCGCAAGCUCAUCGUAACCGUGUGUUUCACGACUUCAGAGCUGGACUCUGCCGCAACUUGGUGUGCUCGGACCUGUUCACCAGAGGUAUCGACGUGCAAGCCGUAAAUGUGGUGAUCAACUUUGACUUCCCGCGUAUGGCGGAGACGUACUUGCAUCGUAUCGGUCGUUCGGGCCGUUUCGGUCACCUCGGUAUAGCGAUCAACCUGAUAACGUACGAGGACCGGUUCGCCCUGCACCGCAUCGAGCAGGAACUGGGCACAGAGAUAAAACCCAUCCCCAAGGUGAUCGAUCCCGCGCUAUACGUCGCACGCGCGAUCGAGGACGAUGACGCUGCGGACAAGUAA